UGCUUCAUAGAAAAGAGUGAAACCAAAGGUAAGAAAGAGUUGAGAGUUUGUUUGGCCCCCACAAUCAUAAUAUCGAUCCAAACUUUACCUUAUAGUAUUAUUCUAAUUGUUGUUAUUAUGAUAUAAAUAAAAAUCUCAUACAUACAUCUCAGCUGCAUUUAUGGCUUCCAAGUUCGUGGCUUCAUUGGGUUGUGUUAUUUGCAAUGAGAGUUGGGGUCCCACAUCGCCUAGGCCUCACUACCCUUCUAUGCCUAAAUACCCCAAAGGCCAGUCUCCCGGCGAUGAGGGUGCAGAGGCCAAAGCUCUUUUCUCCGUCGCCGGACUCACGUGCUCCGCAUGUGCCGGCUCCGUCGAAAAGGCCGUUAAGCGUCUCCCCGGAAUCCGAGAAGCCGCCGUAGAUGUCUUGAACAAUAAAGCUCUCGUCCAUUACUACUCUAACUUUGUUACAGAGGAAAGAAUUCGUGAGGCUAUAGAAGAUGCUGGAUUUGAGGCAACGACAAUCAAACAAGAUGAUAAUACAGCAAACGACAAGUCAAUCCAAGUAUGCAGAAUCCGCAUCAAUGGAAUGACUUGUACAUCUUGUUCUUCCACAAUUGAAUCAGCUCUGAAAGCACUUUAUGGGGUUCAGACAGCUCAAGUGGCCUUAGCAACAGAAGAAGCAGAAGUUUAUUAUGAUCCAAACUUUCUAAGCUAUAAUCAGUUUCUUCAAACCAUAGAAGAUACUGGUUUUGAAGCCAUGCUUAUCAGCUUAGGAGAAGACAUUAGCAAGAUAGAUAUCCAAAUUGAUGGCUUUAAAACUGACCAUUCCUUGAAAACCAUAGCCAAGUCUCUUCAGUCUCUAGAUGGAGUACAAGAAAUUGAAACAUACCCAGAACUUAAAAAGAUCUCAAUUUCAUACAAACCACAGUUGACUGGACCAAGAACUUUCAUUGAAGUGAUUGAGUCAUCUGGGUCAGGUCAUUUCAAGGCCAUGAUAUACCCUGAAGAUCAAGUAGAUAGAGAUAGUCAUAGACAGCAGGAGAUUAAGCAGUACUACAAAUGGUUUUUAUGGAGUUUGGUUUUCACUAUACCUGUUUUUUUAACUUCAAUGGUUUUCAUGUAUGUACCUGUGAUAAUGAAGGUUUUGGAUAUCAAAAUAGUCAACAUGUUGACCAUUGGUGAGCUUUUGAGGUGGGAAUUGGCUACUCCUGUUCAGUUCAUCAUUGGCUGGCGAUUCUAUGUAGGUUCGUAUAAGGCGCUUCGCCACGGCUCUCCUAACAUGGAUGUUUUGAUUGCUUUAGGAACAAAUGCAGCCUACUUUUACUCUGUCUACAUAGUGUUGAGAGCAGCUAACUCUAAAGAUUUCAAAGGGACUGAUUUUUUUGAGACUAGUUCAAUGCUCAUUACUUUCAUUCUUUUGGGGAAGUAUUUGGAGGUUUUGGCUAAGGGAAAGACAUCUGAGGCCAUUGCCAAGCUUAUGAAUUUGGCUCCCGAAACAGCAACACUAUUGACUCUUGAUGGGGAAGGAAAUGUGGUGAAUGAGCAAGAAAUAGAUAGCCGUUUGAUACAGAAGAAUGAUGUGAUCAAGAUCAUUCCUGGGGCUAAAGUAGCUUCUGAUGGUUUGGUCUUAUGGGGGCAGAGCCAUGUCAAUGAGAGCAUGAUAACAGGCGAAGCUCGGCCAGUAUCAAAACGAAAAGGCGAUGCAGUUAUUGGAGGCACUCUGAAUGAAAAUGGGGUUAUGCAUAUCAAAGCUACACGAGUUGGAUCAGAGAGUGCUCUUUCUCAGAUUGUAAGACUUGUCGAGUCAGCCCAGAUGGCUAAAGCUCCAGUACAGAAAUUUGCUGAUCGGAUUUCGAAAUACUUUGUUCCAUUGGUCAUAGCACUUUCUUUUGCAACCUGGCUUGCUUGGUUUUUGGCAGGAAGGUUCCAUAGUUACCCACGUUCAUGGAUACCAUCUUCAAUGGACAGUUUUGAGCUUGCUCUCCAGUUUGGAAUCUCAGCUGUGGUCAUAGCAUGUCCUUGUGCCUUAGGCUUAGCUACUCCUACUGCUGUUAUGGUUGGAACUGGUGUUGGUGCUUCUCAGGGGGUGCUCAUUAAAGGAGGCCAGGCAUUAGAAAGUGCUCAUAAGGUUAGUUGCAUUGUGUUUGACAAGACAGGAACUCUUACAAUUGGAAAACCAGUAGUUGUCAACACAAGAAUCCUUAACAACAUGGUUCUUCGUGAGUUCUACGAACUCGUUGCUGCAACUGAGGUGAACAGUGAACAUCCACUAGCCAAGGCCACUGUUGAGUAUGCAAAAAAGAUGAAAGAAGAUGAAGAGAACAUCAUUUGGCCAGAAGCUGAGAACUUUGUGUCUGUCACAGGGCAAGGAGUUAAGGCCAUUAUUAAGAACAAGGAAAUCAUAGUUGGAAACAAGAGCUUAAUGCUUGAAAACGACAUAGAAAUCCCAUUGGAAGCUCAAGAAGCACUUGAGGAAGCUGAAGGAAUGGCUCAAACUGGGAUCAUAGUAUCCAUAGAUGGAGAAGUAGCUGGAAUUGUAUCCAUAUCUGAUCCACUCAAACCCGGGGCUCGAGAAGCUAUUUCGAUUUUGAAAUCCAUGAAAAUCAAGAGCAUAAUGGUGACAGGUGACAAUUGGGGUACUGCCAAAUCUAUUGCCAAGGAAGUUGGGAUUGAAACCGUGGUUGCUGAGGCCAAACCCGAGAUGAAAGCUGAGAAAAUAAAGGAAUUGCAGUCAUCAGGGCACAUUGUAGCAAUGGUGGGAGAUGGAAUCAACGACUCGCCGGCAUUGGUGGCGGCGGAUGUAGGAAUGGCGAUCGGUGCAGGCACAGACAUAGCUAUUGAGGCAGCUGACAUAGUUCUGAUGAAGAGCAACUUGGAGGAUGUGAUAACAGCCAUUGAUCUUUCUAGGACAACCUUCACUAGAAUUCGACUCAACUACAUUUGGGCAAUGGGUUAUAAUAUACUUGGUAUCCCAAUAGCUGCUGGAGUCCUCUUCCCCUUCACCGGGUUUCGGUUGCCACCAUGGAUUGCCGGAGCAGCCAUGGCAGCAUCCUCAGUCAGUGUGGUUUGCUGCUCUUUGUUGUUGAAGAACUACCGGAGACCCAAGAAGCUGGAUGAACUCGAAAUAGGAGGAAUAACCAUCGAAUAGUGAUGUAAAUAAAAUAAUAAAAAAAAAGGGAUCGAUUUUACAGUUUUUGUUUGAAUAAAGUAAAGGUUUUUGGUUGAUUGUUUGUGAUUAUCUCAAUCAAGAAUAACUGUAAGAAAUGUAGUUUUGAUUUAUAUUUAUAUACAUAUAUAUACAAUGUAGCAUGUAAAUAUAGAGGUUGUGUUAAGAAACUACAAAUGUGAAGAAAGGAUUUAAGGAGCUGCAGUUUAUA
This is a messenger RNA of Humulus lupulus (European hop), 3356 nucleotides long. Its product is annotated as probable copper-transporting ATPase HMA5. Bases 161 to 3127 code for a protein of 988 amino acids. Lineage: Eukaryota; Viridiplantae; Streptophyta; Magnoliopsida; Rosales; Cannabaceae. The transcript is spliced from 6 exons. Gene Ontology annotation, molecular function: ATPase-coupled monoatomic cation transmembrane transporter activity; copper ion binding; ATP binding. Gene Ontology annotation, biological process: monoatomic cation transport. Gene Ontology annotation, cellular component: membrane. The record is from RefSeq and is a predicted model, not a curated record.